UACUGUAAUUCCUCCUCUCAAGGCUGACAGGUCACGGCUGAGAUUUUACACCUGAUCUGGAGAUUAUCGGGAUUCGCCAAGUUAUGCGUAAAAAGGCGCAUCGUCGUGACGCCGCGUCACCGAAGUGCGCGUGAAUAUUUCUCCCAAAACUCCGACUGGUAUUAGAAUUCAUCUACAGCGUUUUCUUCCAUGAGGAUUAUAAAGAUGAGGACUUUGUUGCUGUUUGUCUGGUGCCUUUUUCAUUUAUCGGGUGCUGUGAUUGACUUGACCAUGAUCUCCACGGCAGAGGUCACAAACGCCAAACCCUUCUCCCUCUCCUGCAUCAGUGGAGAGCGCAACGCCGCCCAGGUCAAGCUGGACAUCAAGAAAGACAACAAAAUUCUACUUUUUCACAAUAAGCCAAAUUUUCAAGUGCAGAGACCCACGGACAAUGAGGUUGUGGCCAGAGACUUUGGUGACCUGGAUCGUAUCGGUAUCUUCUACUGUGAGUCCACUCGAGAAGCUGCCCCACUGGAGACAGUCACAAUGAUCAACAACGUUGCCAGGGGAGAUUUCAUUCCAGAAUACCUCACAAUAACUGCUAAUAAAGGAGAAACAGUCAACCUCAGCAUGCAGCUUCUCAGUUCCCAAAAGAGGGACGUAACCUGGAAGAACAACGGAAACUACUAUUACACAACUCACUGGCAUGAUUUUGUCAACCGCACAGCUGUGCUGACGGUGGAUAAUGCAACUUUUACUAACCAAGGCAUCUACAGUGCCAGCUACGUUGGGGCCAGCCCCCUCCAUGGAGCCUGGAUGAGGCUUAUUGUCAGACACUGUCCGAGUAAGAAGUGGGGUCCUUACUGUGAACGGGACUGCCAGGAGUGUGUUAAUGGUGGAGUGUGUCACGAUGCUGAUGGAGAUUGUAUCUGUCCUCCUGGAUUCAUGGGAACACGCUGCGAGACAGCCUGCAGAGAAGGAAUGUUUGGUCGAAACUGCCAGGAGCCAUGUGAUUCCAAGCUGACCUGCAAGGGGCUUCGUUUCUGCCUGCCGGACCCUUACGGCUGCUCCUGCGCCAGUGGCUGGUCUGGGAGUCGCUGCAACACCGCCUGCCGUAAUGACAUGUAUGGACCAGACUGCAGGCUGAGCUGUAAAUGUCAGAAUGGAGGCGUUUGCCAUCGUUUCAGCGGAUGUCAGUGCCCCACAGGGUGGAGAGGGCAACACUGUGAGAAGUCCGACCGAGCUCCCCAGAUACUGGACUUGGAUGGUAACUUGGAGUGGAAUCUAAACUCUAAUCCUAAAAUAUAUUGUUCGGCCACUGGAAACCCUCUGCCUAGUCACCUCAACAUAGAGCUGCGGAAGCUGGACAGCACUGUUCUCAAGGCCUCUCGCACGGUCAUGGACUCAAAUAAGAGCACAGCCAUGUUUGAGAUCACUCGCCUGAACGCCCAACAAGGAGGAUUGUGGGAAUGCAGGGUGUCCACCAAUCUGGGCCAGGAUUCCCGCAAGUUCAACCUCACCAUUAAAGAGCCGCCGGUGCCCACAUCUGCUCCCAGACUGCUGGAACAGGGGAGUAAGCAGCUGCUGGUGAUGCCAGUGGACUCCCACAGAGGGGACGGCCCCGUUGUCUCCACCAAACUCCUCUACAAGCCUGUGGAAAAUGGACAUUCAUGGUCCUCAAUCAUUGUCUACAGUGACAAAGAACCCAUUACACUGAUGAACCUGGAGCCCUCGACUCGCUACCUUGUGCGUGUCCAGCUGAGUCGUCCCGGAGACGGAGGCGAGGGGGCCCCGGGGCCCGAGGCCAUCAUGGAGACGGCUUGUCCCGAGCCCACAAUUGAACCUGAGAUUGACAGCAGCUCGGUGGAGGGCCGCAAUGUUACUGUGCGCUGGCGACUGCCCCCCAACAAUGUGGUUAAUGCCCACACGGCCAGUGGCUUUUUAGUGAAGCUCUCCGGGCCGCCGCCCUACAGUGAGAAACUGAUGGAGGAGACGACCGUUCUAAAUGUGCUCUCCACCAAGUUCCACAACCUGGAGUACCAGCAAGACUAUACGGUGGUGGUGCGCCUCAUCAACUGUGACAGCCAGGGGCCACUCUCCAAACCGUACCGCUUCCGCAUCCAUAGCCAGGGCCCUUCGUCACCUCGCAACAUCCAGGCCCUGCCCCUGUCCGUGUCCGCCAUCCAAGUGAGGUGGCAGCCCCCCGAGGACCCAAACGGAGGCAUCAUCAAGUACAUAAUAGAGUAUCAGCCGGUGGGCCAGGGGAACCCUCACGCCUGGCUGGACACGGACGACGGAAACAAGACCACCAAAGAUGUGACCGCCCUCAACGGCAGCACGCUUUACCAGUUCAGAGUGAGAGCCUUUUCCAAAGUGCCAGGAGAGUGGAGCAAGUUUGUGCAGGCAAUGACACAAGGGGACGGCCUUCAGAACUUAACUCCAACCACUCAAGGCGUGGCGGGGAGGCCCGCCGGAGACAGCUACCAGCUGCUGGUGGCCGUGGUGGGCUCGGUCACUGUCACCUGUGUGACUAUCCUGCUGGCUCUUUUGGGCCUGUUCUUCAUCCGGAAGACGCUGCUCAACCGCCGGCGCACAUUUACCUACCAGUCUGGAUCGGGUGAGGAAACUAUUCUGCAGUUUAAUUCAGGAACUCUAACCUUGACACGGAGGCCGAAGCCCACGCCGGAGCCUCUCACCUAUCCAAUCCUUGAAUGGGAAGACAUAAAGUUCGAAGAUGUUAUUGGAGAAGGCAACUUUGGCCAGGUCAUCAAAGCAAUGAUCAAGAAAGACGGCAACAAAAUGAGCGCAGCCAUCAAGAUGCUGAAAGAGUUUGCCUCGGAAAAUGACCACAGAGACUUCGCAGGAGAGCUGGAAGUGCUGUGUAAACUAGGCCAGCAUCCCAACAUCAUCAACCUGAUAGGAGCCUGCGAGAACAGAGGUUACCUGUACAUAGCUAUUGAAUACGCUCCAUACGGCAACCUCCUGGACUUUUUAAGGAAGAGCCGAGUGCUGGAGACCGACCCAGCCUUUGCGAAGGAGCACGGCACGGCGUCCACCCUCACCUCGCAGCAGCUGCUGCAGUUCGCUGUGGAUGUUGCUACUGGGAUGCAUUACCUCAGUGACAAGCAGUUCAUCCACAGAGAUUUGGCAGCGAGAAAUGUUCUUGUAGGAGACAACCUUGUUGCAAAAAUAGCAGACUUCGGUCUGUCGCGUGGAGAGGAAGUUUAUGUGAAGAAGACAAUGGGGAGGCUGCCGGUACGCUGGAUGGCCAUCGAGUCUCUGAACUACAGUGUGUACACAACCAAGAGUGAUGUUUGGUCUUUUGGUGUUCUGCUCUGGGAAAUUGUAAGUUUAGGUGGCACACCUUACUGUGGGAUGACGUGCGCUGAGCUCUAUGAAAAACUGCCCCAAGGUUUCAGGAUGGAGAAACCCAAAAACUGCGACGAUGAGGUUUACGAGCUAAUGAAGCAGUGCUGGAGGGACCGGCCUUAUGAGAGACCUCCGUUCUCUCAAAUCUCUGUCCAGCUCAACAGGAUGCAGGAAGCCCGGAAGGCCUAUGUGAACAUGGCUCUAUUCGAGAACUUCACCUACGCUGGGAUUGAUGCUACAGCUGAGGAGGCCUGACUACCAGCCCCCCCAGGCCCUAGCGUGCCACGUAGCUCCAAGAGGAAGUCCCGAGGGAGGUCGCCACGUUACUGCCACCUCCCCGCCCCUCACCGCCAAGACAGGAGGACGCUGCGCUCCACCGCGACCACCCAGCUAUAGAUGGAGGACUGUGAAAGGACACUGUGUGGAGGUAUCACCAGUAGAAGGUGAAGUGGAGAAUGGCUGGGCCGUGGAUGGACAGAUGUGGCUUUUACUAGACGUCUUUGGGAAAUACAUUUUCUGUCACAAACAUUCAAACCGGUCCCCCAACAGACGCAACAUUGUACCUCUUGCUUUUUUUUAUCAAGACUACAGUGCUGAAUGUCAUUUUUGGGGGCCGUUGUGGGAAAGUGACAAAAUUUGGAGCUAUGUGACUUGCUGAAACACCACAGGGUCUGUGGGGUGUCGACGCUGGAAAUCUCUCUCCAUGAGAGCAAUGGAGAAGAAGGACUUUUUUGAAUAUAGAGGACGCAGUGUGGAGCACAAACACUGAAAUUCUCAAUUUGAGAGGAAAUUAGCAUUGAAAGAGUUCAGUGCAGCUCUUAAAAACAGCCUCGUUCUGUGUUUAUUAAUCGUAGCCUAUCACUGCCAUGUGAAUUUAACUACUGCUGUAUGUACUAAGCUUCAUUGUUAAGACCGGACGUAUUAAACCCUCCUCCUCCAAUGUAAUUAGUCACACAUGGAUUUAAACACUGCAUUGAUGUUCAUGAGUCGCAUGCAAAGUUUGAAAUAUGCAGCUACUACCAGGCAGCCAGUCUACAAGCUAUCACCUUUGUAGUUUACCUUUAAUACUAUGCAACUUCAUACUAACAGUAUUAUAUCCACCAUGUGAGAAUGUACAGUGUGCGUUUACUAAUGGUUUUAUGAAUAAAGGUUUUGCCUCAUGACAUGUAAGUAUACGCUUCAAUUUGGAGUUAUAUUCAAGUAUUUCAAACUAUGAUU
This is a messenger RNA of Salarias fasciatus (jewelled blenny), 4566 nucleotides long. RefSeq names its product tyrosine kinase with immunoglobulin-like and EGF-like domains 1 (gene tie1). Gene Ontology annotation, cellular component: signaling receptor complex; plasma membrane. NCBI's taxonomy places the organism in Eukaryota, Metazoa, Chordata, Actinopteri, Blenniiformes, Blenniidae. Gene Ontology annotation, molecular function: ATP binding; transmembrane receptor protein tyrosine kinase activity; protein binding. Bases 190 to 3603 code for a protein of 1137 amino acids. The transcript has 24 exons. Gene Ontology annotation, biological process: protein phosphorylation; positive regulation of kinase activity; multicellular organism development. The record is from RefSeq and is a predicted model, not a curated record.